AUGUCGACGAGCGAAGAGCGCGACAGCAAGAAGGAGCGGCGGGGCGAGAAGGAGAAAGGAGAGCGGGGCGAGAAGGAGAAGUACGCGCCGCCGCACCGUCGGCGCAGCCGCAGCGCCAGCCGAGAGAAGAGCAAGAAGAAGAAGGAGCGCGGCCGCAGCCGCGAGCGCAAGAAGGAGAAGCGCGCACGCAAGGGCCGCAGCAGCAGCGGCAGCAGCCCGAGCCGGAGCCGCGAUAAGCGGCGCGGGCGGAAGGAGCGCGACGAGCGCAGCCGCAGCCGCGACCGCAGUCGCGACCGCAGCCGCCGCAAGGAGCGCGGAGACGGCGAAGAGCGCGGCGACAAGCGGCCGGUCGGCGACAUCCUCGACGCCGUCAAGGCGGGCGCGGGCCAGCGGAGCCCGAGGGAGGACAGGGCGGCGCGGCCCGAGGCACCGCCCGAGCCAGAGGGCACGUCGCCCGCGCCCGCCUCGUCGGACCCGGCGGCUGACCGGGCGGCGGAGAAGGCGCGGAAGCGGGCCGCCCGCUGGGACCAAAAGGGGGAGGGGGCGGGCGGGUCGAGCGCAGUGCUCAGCCCCGAGGCGACGCUGACGCCGCUGCAGAAGACGGCGCUGGUGCAGGCGCUGGCUCGCGACGUGAUCGGAUCGCGCCUCUACAACGCGUAG
Messenger RNA from Emiliania huxleyi CCMP1516, 660 nucleotides. RefSeq lists its product as hypothetical. The record is from RefSeq and is a predicted model, not a curated record. The transcript has 2 exons. NCBI's taxonomy places the organism in Eukaryota, Haptophyta, Isochrysidales, Noelaerhabdaceae. Bases 1 to 660 code for a protein of 219 amino acids.